AUGACCGUCUUUACUCAAGCGGCUGGCUUUCAUCUAGCCGACGGCAAAGGGUAUACCCUGGGCCACGAUUCCCUGGCCAUGUGCCGCCUGAACCUGCAGAUCUUCCUGUGGAGGGCCUCACUUGGAUUCACCCUGCACCCCUCAAUCCCCCUCCCCACCACUGGGCGGAUUGCCGACCUGGCCACGGGCACGGCGCUGUGGUUGACGGAGUUGGCGCAGACCCUGCCCGCCGACGCCGACGUGCAGCUGGACGGGCUGGACCUGGACCUGCGCAAAGCACCGCCCCACCCUUGGCUGCCGGCCAACGUGCACCUGCACCACGCCGACAUUCUGGCCCCAUUGCCGGAUCCUCUGGUCGGGCAGUACGAGGUGGUACACCUCCGGCUGCUCAUCCUAGUGGUGGAGAACAGCGACCCCACCCCGAUCAUCCGCUACGCCCACCGCAUGCUCAAACCAGGCGGUUACAUCCAGUGGGACGAUCUCAACUACCCGGACACCCACGUCACUCGUAUCGAUCCAACGUCUCCUACGCCCGCUUUCGACCGCCUGCGCGAGUUCGUCUAUUCCAAGGGCCGCCAUGACUGGGUUAUGCGCCUGGACAAGAUCCUCACCCGCGAGGGCUUCGUUGACGCCUGCAUGCACCACUUCACUGACCGCAGGGACUUGAUCAUGGCCAACGGCCACCAACAUCUGAUGACCAUGCUGGAGUUUGCUGAGACCCUCCGGGCUAAGGGUUUGGAGCUGGAGGCCCGUGAUUUGGACGUGCUUUUGGCCGAGGUCAGCACCGAGGCUGCCCGGGGCGCUGCUCUCUCGAUGCCUCGUGUGGUCUGUGUCGCACGCAAGCCAUAA
Aspergillus tubingensis is the source of this 849-nucleotide messenger RNA. RefSeq lists its product as uncharacterized. The coding region runs from base 1 to 849 and encodes 282 amino acids. The transcript has a single exon. NCBI's taxonomy places the organism in Eukaryota, Fungi, Ascomycota, Eurotiomycetes, Eurotiales, Aspergillaceae. The record is from RefSeq and is a predicted model, not a curated record.